This is a messenger RNA of Komagataella phaffii GS115, 1449 nucleotides long. RefSeq lists its product as uncharacterized. Bases 1 to 1449 code for a protein of 482 amino acids. The record is from RefSeq and is a predicted model, not a curated record. The transcript is spliced from 2 exons. NCBI's taxonomy places the organism in Eukaryota, Fungi, Ascomycota, Pichiomycetes, Pichiales, Pichiaceae.
AUGCCAGAUGAAACUUCCAGCUCUAAAAAAUUUAGUUCAUCUGUAAUUACUGCACAUAAUGCGUGUGAAUCUGCUAGAGAUCUAUCUCGUUUGGGUUACGACUUCUCAGAUAUUCUGCAGCAAAGCAAUAUCAAUGAGGAAUUUCUUAUAGAAACCUUCAAACUGGCAAAUUUGCCUCUCACAAAAUCAAAAGCUUCCAAAAAAAGGAUUCUCAGACAAGAUAUAAGUGAUACUAGUAAGAAAUUCCGGUCUGCGCCUUUUGGAAAUGAUAACUGGAUUAAAGACUUAGUAAUAGAGCUUUCAGACGAUGAUUUUGAUCCCAUGUGGGAAGAGAAUGCAGAUUGGGUAGCUCAGAAAAACACAAGAAAAGAAGAAGAGUCUAGACUCAAGCAAGAAUUAGUAGAAAAAGAACAAAAAAUGGAAGAACUGCGAAAAUACAUUGAGUCCUUGGAGAAUAGGAAAUCCCCAAGCUCCCACAGUGAAGAAAAGCCAACAAGCAAACUUAGGACCCAGAAUACUUUCAUUCAGCCAGAAAAGGAAUUUCAAGUUUCUAAAAUAGCCCUGCUUCAAGACAGAAUACUGAAAACUUCCAAACUGCUCAACAAGUAUCAAAUAGAGACAGAGAAUGAUCAAAUCCAAAUCGAAAAUUUAGAACGAGAAUUGAACCUGAGGAUGAAGAGUUUGAAUACAAAACUGAAACUGUUGACUCAUGUCACUGAAAUAAUGGCCAAACAGCAAAGGGAUUUGAAAGAGCUUUUUAAAGAGCAAUCUUACAGGAACGAUUGUGGCGGCAUUAACAGGUUGAUCAUUGAUGACAUGAAAGCAAAACCAAAUCCUCCACCUGGUUAUGAACUCAACUCUCAGCUGCUGAACUCAGCCGAUCAUUACCAGUUACAGGAGUUUCCACUUGAGAGAGCGGAAACUGAAGACUCAGCAACUGCAUAUGAACACAGUGAACACAUUGUUGGUGAUCAGCUUGUAUCUAUGGGUACAAGAGAAGAGGAAGACACCAACUGCCCUAUAAUGACCACUCGUUCUACUGCAAAAUCCUUAAUAGGGAGGUUUGAACCUUAUAAUUCUCCCUUGAUUUGUUUCAAGUCCUACAGAUUCAGUCCCAGUUUUGACGAUCGACAGAUUUCUUCUCUAACUUGGAACAGUAAAACUAAUGCUAUGAAAGAAUUUUGUCUUUAUGAGGUAUUGAACGGUAUUUGUAGUGAUCCAGAUUGCUUGUUACAGCACUUUUCGCAAACGUCUGUCAAUGAUUUGGCAAAAGCUGUAGUAGGUAAAAGUGGAGAGGAGAAACAAGCCUACAUCAAAAGCCUAACAGAGCUGCUAUCUUCUAAUAAGAAUGAACCGUUCGAAAGGAUGGUGAAUAUUAUCAAAGGGUUCAGGCAGAAGCAUUUACCUUCUGACACUUUUUUGGAUUGGAUUCAUUUUGAGACAAUGUGA